Messenger RNA from Oppia nitens, 2663 nucleotides. It is a transcript of the gene l(2)37Cb, whose product is annotated as pre-mRNA-splicing factor ATP-dependent RNA helicase DHX16-like. The transcript has a single exon. NCBI's taxonomy places the organism in Eukaryota, Metazoa, Arthropoda, Arachnida, Sarcoptiformes, Oppiidae. The record is from RefSeq and is a predicted model, not a curated record. Gene Ontology annotation, molecular function: ATP binding; RNA binding. The coding region runs from base 15 to 2663 and encodes 882 amino acids. Gene Ontology annotation, cellular component: catalytic step 2 spliceosome; intracellular anatomical structure.
UUCAAUAAUAAGCGAUGGAUUCGGACGAAGACGAAGAAAGGACUAAAGAUUUGAAAGAAAGGGACGAAUUCUCACAAAGACUUAAAUUGAAAGACAAGAAUAAGACGAGAAAUAUUGCCGUUAAAAAUGAUAAGAAAUCGUACGAAGAAGCGGUCAAACGACUCAAACUCGAAGCCGAAGACCGCAAGAAAAUUGUUCCUAAAUUGAGAGUUGAGUCGCGAAGACAGUAUUUGGAGAAACGAAAGGAAGAUAAACUGGCACUUCUUGAGGGAGACAUUGCUGACGAAGAGUUUCUUUUCAAAGGUGUUGAUCUGUCUGAACGAGAGAAAGCACAGUUCGAAUACCACAAGAAAGUGUUGAAUUUGGCCAGAGAUCAUGACAGGGCUAGGGAUCAACAAAAUGCACAGAGAUAUCACAUUCCCACUGAAGACAAACAACAGCAAUACGUUGAAGUUGAUGACACAGAAAAGGCACCAAAUGCUGAACAAAGAAAAUGGGAAGAAGAGAGACUCGGAAGCGCUAGACUUCGGUUUGGUGCCAAAGACGCCAAAUCAAAGUCCAAAAAGGAGUACGAAUUGGUUGUGGACGCAGAAAUUGAAUUCGUUCAGUCGCUUACCAUUGAAGGCAAAAAUUUUGAAGAAGAAGACGAAGAAGUUAAAGAUGAGAAAAAGAUAAAGAGACAAACUAUCGAUGAAACGAGACGUUCACUUCCAAUAUAUCCAUUUAAAGAGGAACUAAUUGAAGCUAUCAAAGAACAUCAGGUGCUUAUCAUUGAAGGUGAGACUGGAUCUGGAAAGACGACUCAAAUUCCUCAAUAUUUACAUGAAUACGGAUAUUGUAAAGACAACAAAAAAGUUGGAUGUACUCAACCUCGACGAGUGGCUGCCAUGAGUGUGGCUGCAAGAGUGGCUGAAGAAAUGGGUGUCAAAUUAGGUAAUGAAGUCGGAUAUAGUAUUAGAUUUGAAGACUGUACGAGUGAAAGAACUGUUCUUAAAUAUAUGACGGAUGGUAUGCUUUUACGCGAAUUUCUGUCUGAACCUGAUUUAGCCACCUAUUCGGUUAUAAUAGUAGACGAAGCACACGAAAGGACAUUACAUACGGAUGUCUUGUUCGGACUCGUCAAAGAUAUUGCACGAUUCAGACCUGAUCUCAAACUAUUAAUAUCUUCGGCAACACUUGACGCACAAAAAUUUAGCGAAUUCUUCGACGACGCGCCAGUUUUUCGUAUACCCGGCCGUAGAUUUCCUGUUGAUAUCUAUUACACAAAAGCACCCGAAGCUGAUUAUAUUGAAGCUUGUGUUGUGACUAUUCUACAGAUACACGUGACUCAAUCGUUAGGUGAUGUCUUAGUGUUUCUUCCGGGACAAGAAGAGAUUGAACAAACACAAGAAAUUUUAACAGAAAGAACUCGAAAAUUAGGGUCGAAAAUACGUGAACUAUUAAUUCGACCGAUUUAUUCAAAUUUACCGACCGAUAUGCAGGCACAGGUGUUUGAACCGACACCACCUAAUUCCCGGAAAGUAGUCUUAGCCACAAAUAUUGCAGAGACAUCACUAACAAUAGAUAACAUUUUAUUUGUCAUAGACCCGGGAUAUUGUAAACAAAAUAGUUUUAAUCCGAGAACAGGAAUGGAAUCAUUAACAGUUGUUCCCAUUUCAAAAGCCAGUGCAAAUCAAAGAGCCGGUCGAUCCGGUCGAGUGGCUGCUGGAAAGUGUUUCAGACUUUUUACUGCGUGGGCGUAUCAGCACGAACUCGAAGAAAAUACCAUUCCUGAGAUUCAAAGAGUUCAUUUGGGAAAUGUUGUCCUAUCACUCAAAAGUUUGGGUAUUAAUGAUAUUUUACAUUUUGAUUUCUUGGAUCCGCCGCCACACGAAACACUUGUAUUAGCUUUAGAACAGUUGUACGCUUUGGGAGCACUCAAUCAUUUGGGUGAACUAACUCGUCUUGGAAGAAGAAUGGCUGAAUUUCCAGUUGAUCCUAUGAUGUCUAAGACAUUGCUUGCAUCUGAAAAGUAUAACUGUAGUGAAGAGAUUGUGACCAUCUGUGCGAUGUUGAGUGUGAACGCGUCUGUCUUUUAUCGACCUAAAGAUAAGGCCAUUCACGCGGACACUGCGAGGAAGAAUUUUUUUCAAUUAGGUGGCGAUCAUCUGAUGCUCGUUAACGUCUAUAACCAAUGGGUUGAAUCCGGUUAUUCUCGACAGUGGUGUCUCGAAAACUUCAUUCAAUACAGAUCUAUGUGUCGGGCAAGAGAUGUAAGGGACCAGUUGGAGGGUCUCAUAGAAAGAGUUGAGAUUGAAGUCAAGUCUAGCAAUGGUGACCACAUUGCUAUCAGGAAAGCUCUAACAGCCGGAUAUUUCUAUCAUACGGCCAGACUAUCUAAAACCGGUGGACAGUAUAAGACAGUAAAGGGUCAGCAGACUGUCCUCAUUCAUCCCAAUUCAUCACUUUUCGAAGAGAAGCCUCGUUGGGUUCUCUAUCAUGAAUUAGUCUUAACAACUAAAGAAUAUAUGCGACAAAGUAUUGAAAUUGAGUCUCAAUGGCUUCUGGAAGUCGCUCCUCAUUAUUAUAAAGAUAAAGAACUGGAAGACACCACUAACAAGAAAAUGCCCAAACAAUUGGGCAAAUCUUCUAAUGACUUGAAUCGUGUUUAUCCAAAAUUAUAG